AAAUCUGCCCCGUAUGAUUCCCAAAUUCCAAUCAAGAGGAUGGGCAGUGGGAAGCGGGCACCACAUUCGCUGGUCCACGGCAGCCGCCGCCGCCGUCCGGCCAUCUAGCACAGCGUCCGCAGUCCGCCACCGAGCACCGCAUCCGCAGUCUGCACGUCGACACCAGCCGUUGGCGCCGCCGGGCACCGCAUCCGCAGUCUGCACGUCGACACCAGCCGCCGGCGCCGCUGGGCAUCGCAUCCGCAGUCUGCACGUCGACACCAGCCGCCGGCGCCGCUGGGCACCGCGUUCGCACAUGCACACUAGCCUCCGGCGCGCAUCGUUUUGGUCGACAGCGGAAGGCUCAUGCCAUGGACUUCAGGUAAGUCUCGAUUCUAUCCAUUUGGCCUCCCGUUCAUUGGCAAGUUGGGUCGAGAUCCAGUGUAUUUGCGAUCACUGAAACGGAGCUGCGAA
Molecule: messenger RNA, 453 nt
Organism: Triticum dicoccoides
Lineage: Eukaryota; Viridiplantae; Streptophyta; Magnoliopsida; Poales; Poaceae
Exons: 1
Coding region: 14-439 (141 amino acids)
Source: RefSeq, a predicted model, not a curated record